UAAUUUCCGUGUAUUUGCGGUAAAAGUCGUGGAUGUGAAAAGCUAUCUGGGAGAUCAACUGGUCGCUUGACCACAGGCCCAAUAGCCGCAGCACUUUUCGGCGAAAGGCCGUAAAAUCGCUCAACCAGAUAGCGCCAUAAAAUUUCGAAAAUGCCCCAAAGAAUUUGGUCUGAAUAGAUCUUGGAGCAGUGACUACUUCAGUUCGAUUCUAAACGGCGUGCGGAGUGCGUGUUAAGUGGAAAUCUAAACCGAAGGAUCCACAAGACCGACAGCAAUGUGGCAAGCGGGGCAAGUGUUGGCUUUAGUCCUUUAUGUGUUCGUAACAAUGAGAGUGGCACCGAGCGGCGGCAGUCGGUUUAAUGGCGCCACUUCCGGCAACCAGAACUCGCAACUGAAGGUGCAGAUGAACGCGUGGCAACCAUUCACGCAGCACAACAAUUGGCUCAUCCUCCAGGCCACGGCACCCAGUUCCCAGGACAUAAGAGAGCGUCGAAAGGAGCAAAAGCAGGAAGUGCAGGGGCAGGAGUUGCAGCACCAAGGACUUCCUAUCAAUUACUACGCCUACAACCAUCGCUACAACGACAGUGUGGCAAGCUCCUUGACGGCGGGCGGAAAUUACAAACAGGUUCCUCCAGCCAUCGAUCCAGCCAGCUACGUUUUGGCCAUAAGCCAGCAGAUGCGCCGCGGCCCAAUCCAACGCCAGUUGCCGGAGGCCGAGGAAGCCAAACCGGAAGUCAACGAGCUGCCUGCGACUCUAACCAACCAAGUUAAUGGUGAUGAUGAUGACGAUGAAACCAAUGCCAUUGAUUUCGAUGCGGAGGAGCAUCUGUCGCCUCGGGGAAUAGAGUCCUACUUGGAACCCUUCGAACGGGCGCUGGUGAAAGUGCGGGACUUCUGCGACUCCGUAAGGAGCUUUAUUUCUGACGAGCCAGAUGUGCCUGUCUCAAAUAAAUUGGAUGCCGCAGCGCCAGGUGCAACAUCAAAGGAGCUGGUGGCCCAAGGUCGCCGCAGCCGCCUGUCCACCGCCGAGUGGGAGGGCCGCAAGCUCAAGAAGCUGAAGAAGAAGCUUCAGAAGCUGUUCCUGCCCCUCCUGAUUGCCUACAAGCUGAAGUUCCUCACCCUGAUACCAGUGCUCAUCGGUGGACUCACCCUCCUGGUGGGCACCACGGGUCUGGCCGGUUUCUUCUUCGCCCUCUUUACGGCCGUAAUGAGUCUGAAGACCUCCGCGGGCGGCCACGGCAGCAAGGGGCUCGUUUUAAAGAAACUCACAUGAUCUGGGGCUUAGAUUUAAAUUAAAGAUAUUCGGCUUUGGUGAGCCAACAUCGAUUCCUCGAUUUUGUGUCGAUGUGCUGUAAAAAUGCGAAAACGCGCCCUCGAGUGAAAUAAAGUGUGUACAUAAGAGUCAAGUCCCUCGAAAGCGAUAAACAACUUUAAAAAAUCUUUAAGCUUUAUCUAGCCGAAGGG
Molecule: messenger RNA, 1464 nt
Organism: Drosophila bipectinata
Lineage: Eukaryota; Metazoa; Arthropoda; Insecta; Diptera; Drosophilidae
Source: RefSeq, a predicted model, not a curated record